This is a messenger RNA of Scylla paramamosain (green mud crab), 1788 nucleotides long. RefSeq lists its product as uncharacterized. The transcript is spliced from 2 exons. Bases 266 to 1225 code for a protein of 319 amino acids. Lineage: Eukaryota; Metazoa; Arthropoda; Malacostraca; Decapoda; Portunidae. The record is from RefSeq and is a predicted model, not a curated record.
ACAGUAGCAGAGGAGUUAGGGACAACCAAGAUGACAUUAUACAGACACAGGAAAUAGAGAGAGGAUGAGGGGAGAUAAGGGUCUGAUGCCACCUUGCUGGGAGACACAGUGAGAACUUCAGUGUGUGGAGCUGUUCUUCUGGCGGGGCCACAUUCUGCAACACCUCUGUGGGGCACCUCCACUACUUUCCAAAGGCUCCAGUGUUGCUGUUGUUUGACAGCCUGUGGCGCAGGGACUGCACCGCCGCCAGCCCACGCCAGCAGUGAUGUGGGCAGGAAGUGUGGUGGUGCUGGUGCUGGCAGUGCUGGCUCUCGGGGCAAACUUCCCUCCCCCUCGUCCCCCCUUCCUGUGCCCCUCGCAUCAUGACAACACCGGAUAUGACGGCGCCAGGCACAGCAGCACCAGCACGCCCCUUGAAGAACGCGUGUGUGUGCAGUGUACAUCACGGCAAGGCACGCAUGAAUCACUGGCGCUCAUGAUUGCCUCGUGUGGGGCGGCCUGGCAGGAUUACAAGGUGCAGGCGCAGUGUUUCAGAGGCACGACCAUUCCUGACGCCUUUAUGGGAGUCCCUUACACCAACCCCUUUACUAACCGCACCUAUGUCAACGCUUACUGCGCCAUCUGUAACGGUGAAGACCCCACCCGGCUAGAUCCCUGGCUGUUCUCCUUGGUCUGUGAGGACGCAAGGCGCCCGCUGUACAGACCAGACCACUACGACGGCGUCUACUUCGACAGUGUGGACCACCACAUCGUGUACUUCAGUGACGGAACGUGGAACGCCAUCUCGCCUGAUGUGGCUGUCUCAGCAUCCCUUCCCUGCCACACUGCCAUUGCAGAACCCAUUCGUGUUGUGCACACAGAUCAUGGGACUCCACGUCCUCCACACCAUUCAACACCGCCACUUUGCUUUUCUCGGUCAGCCUCCAGCGGUGUGGCCCCGAGGAAGUGCUGGAGCUGGAGUCUGAUCUCUGCAGAAAGGUCAUUUGUCCACGCCUGGAUGAUAAGUUUCGUAAAGGAAGAUGUGUCACUGUGCCACAGGGUGCCACUGUCAGCACGCAGGGCGCCGCCAUCAACACGCAGGGCCCCGCGGCACCGUACUGUGCCGUCCGCCACUCCUGCGCCGUGCCUUGGCUCUCAGACAGAGGGUGCCGCUGCGACGCCUCCUGCAGGGAGUACGGGGACUGCUGCCGUGACUCACACCACUACGACGAGGCGCAGCAAAUGAAGAACUUUGCCUCGCAUACUUGUGUUGCUGGACCCACGCCCGCGUACACAAAGACCAAGUGUUCGGAGGACUGGGGCGAUGAGGAGGUGCUGGCGCUGUGCCUGAAGGGAAACAUAACCCCUGGCGGUAGUGGCAGCCUGUUCCCCGUCACCAGCACCACCACGGCCCACACCUACAUCGACCACCACUGUGCCAUCUGUAGCGGCGAGGACCCGGCCCACCUACGCGUGUGGCUCGCUCGUCUUGAGUGUGCAGAUUGGCCCCUCAAGUAUCAGCGCCCCAGAUGACGAAGACUACAGUAUUGUGUUCGGGGAUUCUGACUCUGGUGAGGGAAGAUGAGGCAUUUUGAAGCCUAGCCAUGGUCCCUCGUCCUUCAGGCCUUGUUCCCUGACCUCUGUAGCUCCCGGAGAUGUGAAGAACUACACAAGAGAGUGUGAUCCUGAGUUAGUGGCGACUUGUGGCCCUGAGGCGCAGGAACACCAGCGUGUCUUUUGUCAGCCUUACGUAGCCACGGUGUACCAGGGUAGCCACGCAUUCAGGAACCAACAUUGUGUGUGCCUCCU